GAACUCGCGAUUCUCCAGCCUCAGCCUCUGGAGCCGCUGAGAUUACAAGGGGGCACCUCUGCGCCCUGCUGCACCAACCCAUUUUAAAACAUAGAUUUCAAAAAUCACACUCCUUAAAGAAAAAAAAUUUUUUUCUUCUGCACCAUGCUGCAACGCGGGAGUACUGAGGACAUUCUCCUGGGGUCACAAGCCGAACACAAGACCGACCCUUCCUAGCCAUGAGGAAAUCACUUCCAUAAAGGAAUUGCUGCAUCCCGAGAGGGCUUGACCUGUCCUUGGAAGGGCGGUCCCCAGGUGUAGACCACAGUCCCCACAAAAUAGAGUGAGCUCCAUUGCCAAAGACCCUGCGAUGGUACCCACAGCCUCCCGUGCAAAGCAGGGGUCGCGCUGACCCGAGCCCAAGACAGUACUCAGGACUGCCGCUAGUGUGUAGACUUGCUCAGCUCACAAAGCACUGGAGGCUGCCGCGAGCCUGAGCGCAGGCGCUGCGGGGCGGAGGCAGAGGGGACACGCCGCUAUCAGGCCCAGACGCCAGGCCACUCUCAGGCCCACGUCACUGUGGUGGGCCUUCCGCAGGCCUAAAGCUACGAGCGGCUGGAGGGCGGGAAGCGACCCGCGGGUUUGCACCUGCACUGCCGGGUCGCCCCUCCCCUCUCACCACAGCCCAGCGCUGGCCUCCUUCCUCUUCCGCCCCUCGAGUUUCCCCAGUCUACUGCCGUGCCCCGCCCCGCUCGCGCGGCUGCCUGGCCGGCUGUGACGUCACCAGACCCCGCCCACUGGCUAUAAAUACUGGCGUCUCCGGCACCGCCUUCCCACACUCUUUGGCUCUUCUCGCGGCUGAAGCGUUUCCUCUUUUUCACCCUGUUGUCGCCUUCUCUGCCUCYUCUUUUCCUUUCACGUUCUGCUGCUCUGCGGUGUGACGAGGCCAAAUCCUCUCCCCACCCAGCCCGCGACUUUCUCCUUUUACCCGCGCUGCUCCAUUUCUCUCUGGCCGCCGCUGCCACUGCUGCUCAGCUGGUGUCGGUGCCGCGCUUUUCUCCCCACGUCGUCCCCGCAGCCUAUGGCCCAGGCCGCCUUGGGUAUUUCUGCUCAAGGUAACCACAUCCCUCUUUAAAAAUUCCGCCRAAAAAGAGAAGACGCUUUACCCGACUCUUUGGGCCGUUAUCUCACGGCGAACUUUCUGACCAAGUAUACAACUACCCAGAAGGCCUAGGAGAAGUGCUGUAUAGAGAGCAGUUCGACUUUAACGCCGAGCCACCUUGGGAACCUAGCUGAUGAUAGGGGGGUUCCAUCUCCUAACUUGUCCAUGGAGGUCUUCACUUCAGAAAUCCAAGACUCAUAUUCAUCCAGCUUGGUGUCAAGUGGGCUGUUGCUGCCAGAAUUAUCUUGUGAUUAUUUGAGAGAUGUAUCAGUUUCUUCUGAAGUACAAUCAACUGUAGAAGCCUUUGUAGCAGUUUGUUGCAUAUUCUAAGGACCCAGACAUAGGCUUGGUGGCCCGUCUCUUGUUUUUCCUGGUUUAUGACUUUCGGCUUUGUGGAAUACGGCUGAGAUGAAAGGAUUUAUUGACGAUGCAAACUACUCUGUUGGCCUGUUGGAUGAAGGAACAAACCUUGGAAAUGUUAUUGAUAACUAUGUUUAUGAACAUACUCUUACAGGGAAAAAUGCAUUUUUCGUGGGGGAUCUUGGAAAGAUUGUGAAGAAACACAGUCAGUGGCAGAAUGUAGUGGCUCAGAUAAAGCCAUUUUACACAGUGAAGUGCAACUCUACUCCAGCUGUACUUGAGAUUUUGGCAGCUCUUGGAAUUGGAUUUGCUUGUUCCAGUAAAAAUGAAAUGGCUUUACUGCAGGAAUUGGGUGUAUCUCCAGAAAAUAUCAUUUACAUAAGUCCUUGCAAGCAAGUUUCUCAGAUAAAGUAUGCAGCAAAAAUUGGAGUAAAUAUCAUGACAUGUGACAGUGAGAUUGAAUUGAAGAAAAUCGCACGAAAUCAUCCAAAUGCCAAGAUUGUUUUUCAUUAGGUUCACUUGAUUCAUCCAUCGCUGGAUUUGGGAGCACUGACAACAUAAUCAACACACUUCCUACAAUCUUCAGGCUUCAAAUGUGCUGAUGAUGAUGUAAACCAACUCUGCCCCAAUCAUCUUCCUCUUCUCUUAGGGUCUUACUACAUAUUGCAACAGAAGAUACUAUUGGAGGUGAAGAGGGUAGCAUGAAGUUUGGCACUACACUGAAGAACUGUAGGCAUCUCUUGGAAUGUGCUAAGGAACUUGAUGUCCAAAUAAUUGGGGUCAAAUUUCAUGUUUCAAGUGCUUGCAAAGAAUCUCAAGUAUACGUACAUGCUCUAUCUGAUGCUCGAUGUGUAUUUGACAUGGCUGGAGAAUUUGGUUUUACAAUGAACAUGUUAGACAUUGGUGGAGGCUUUACAGGAACUGAAUUUCAAUUGGAAGAGGUUAAUCAUGUUAUCAGCCCUCUGUUGGAUAUCUACUUUCCUGAAGGCUCUGGCAUUAAGAUAAUUUCAGAACCUGGAAGCUACUAUGUGUCUUCUGCAUUUACACUUGCAGUUAAUAUCAUUGCAAAGAAAGUUGUCGAAAAUGAUAAAUUUUCCUCUGGAGUAGGAAAAACCGGGAGUGAUGAACCAGCUUUUAUGUAUUAUAUGAAUGAUGGUGUUUAUGGUUCUUUUGCAAGUAAACUAUCUGAGGACUUAAAUACCAUUCCAGAGGUUCACAAGAAAUACAAGGAAGAUGAGCCUCUCUUUACAAGCAGCCUUUGGGGUCCAUCCUGUGAUGAGCUUGAUCAGAUUGUGGAAAAUUGUCUACUUCCUGAGCUGAAUGUGGGUGAUUGGCUUAUCUUUGAUAACAUGGGAGCAGAUUCUUUCCAUGAACCAUCUGCUUUUAAUGAUUUUCAGAGGCCAGCUAUUUAUUACAUGAUGUCAUUCAGUGAUUGGUAUGAGAUGCAAGAUGCUGGAAUUACUUCAGACACAAUGAUGAAGAACUUCUUCUUUGUGCCUUCUUGCAUUCAGCUGAGCCAAGAAGACAGCUUUUCCACUGAAGCUUAAACAGGCAUUCAUGCUUCUUUAGAUCUGAAGUUAGCAGGUUAAGCUUGUCUGGUCUACAUUCCGGUGAAAAAAAAUUAAACAAUCUUAUUCUGUUAAUUCUCUUGGAAACAAAAAUUAAUAGUAAUAGCUAUUUGGGACCAGACGAAAUCAGCUUUCAUUUAUAAUUCAUUUGGGGGGUAAUGGGAGAUAUAGAUAAUGUAUCCAGAUUUAAACUUACCAGUUUGAACAGCCCCUUAAGUGUUUAAAAUAAAAUAUGCAACAAAAUGGAUGACUUAGUGGAGAUGGAAGCCCACUAAUUGGGUUCCCCAUUAAACCGUUUACAUACAAGUACACAGUUUUUAUACUAAGGAUUCGUGUUUAAAAGUCUUGUAAAGUUAAUGUCUUUCACCCAGAUAUAUCAGAUAUCAGUGGAAGGCAAACGUGACUUCAUUAGAUACGUUUAGUGUAUUUAGAAUGUGUAAAUUUGUGCUUUGAACUGUAGUUUAAUAAAUGUAAAAUUGCAUCAUAGUAUUUGUUGUAUUUGACCUAAUGUAACCCUUGUAUGAUUGCAAUAAAAUUUUGUGUAGAUUUUACUGUUUUUUCAGGCUAAAACUUUGGGAAAGGGGCUAGAUAGGAAAGGUAGUUUUGAAAUAGAUGUGUAUAUGGUCUGUUUUGAGGGUUAUUUUUCUUUAUAGCCCAUUUAAGUUUAGUUUGGCUUAGUCCAUUUUUUUUCAGUUAUUUAAUUAGUAAUUUAAAGUGUGGUAAAUCAUUGUGAAGUUCAGAUUCAUUAAUGGAGAGUUGAUGUGCAUUAAGCAUGAUGUUUAACCAUUUUAACACCAAAACUGUUAAUCCUGCAUAAACCAAUUGUAACAAUUAGUAGGUGUUUCUGUAUAGGUAGAAUGCAUAGAGUACCUUAGUAAAUCUUUGAAUCACAAAUCUUUCGGCUGACAUGGAAGAUUCUAUUAAAUACUUUGAAUAAACUUGGUUGGGGGGAGGGAGAUAAAAUUGCAGAAAACUGCAGAGCACUAAAACUUAUAGAAGGGCUACAUCUAUAACCAGAAAUCUGAUGCUCUUUUGCACAGAAUAUUUAAAUUCAGAAUGGGGAGGGGGUAUGGGGUGAAGCACACUUAAUUUUUUCUUUUUUCUUCAAUUUUUUAAUUGCAGUGAUUUAAAAUUUUAGGAUUCUCUUUUUGUUAUUGGUUUGAACUAUUCCCUUAGUUUCUUGUUUGUUUUUCUAUUUGUUCAGCUUAGCAAUUCCUUUAAAAUCUUUCAUACUAAAAUUUUAUGGUGGUUGGGGAAGGGACUUAGCAGCACUAACCUGACAGUUGUCAGGAAUUUGCUUUGUUCACUGCUAGUGUAUUAGUAAUCCUAGAUCUCAGAAUCACAAUAGUAAUAAAAUAAACAACAGGGGUCAUUUUUUCCUAACUUACUCUAUGUUCAGAUGUGGAAUUUCUGUCCCCCAAGAGGAAAUGUGACUUCACUUUGGUGCCAAUGGACAGAAAAUUCUACCUGUGCUACAUAGGAGAAGUUUGGAAUGCACUUAAUUGCUGGUUUUUACACCUUGAUUUCAAGGUGGAAAGAAAUCGAUCAUGAAUCUCUAAUUUCAAUCUCAAACCAGUAGGUGCUUAAUGUUUUUGAUUUAAUUAAUGCCCAUUUUUGAAUUUCAUGGGUUCUACUAAAAAAUUUAGGACCCCAAUCCAUUGUCCUCUAAUUGCCCUUGGACUUUACCAAGGUAUAAUGGGGUUUUAUGCAAAAUUCCAAUUUACCAUGCAAUCUUUUUUUUUUUUUUUUUAUUAACUGAAAUGAGAAGAAAUAACACUCUACCUUCUUCAUAUAUUGUUGGUUAUUGUGGUCCAGAAAUGCCAAAUCCUUUAAAAGAUGGUACAAGUUUUGAGUCAUUUGGCUUAACUUUACAGGCUUGAGCUUCAUGGCAUGUCAAUUUUGCCAUCCCAUAGGAGAGCAACAGUUCAGAGUUGCAGGUAUCACAUGUGAAUGAUAUAUGUGAAUGAAACUUUUAAGAAAUGUCUGUAUUGUAUUUGAAGACUGUUUACCAUAAAUCUGAAGUUUGAACCUUAUGUAUUUCAAUUUGGUAUGCUAACAACUGAAUUAAUGUAAAAUCUUUUUAUAUACUAUUGUAAUCUCAGUUCAAAAUUUAACUGAAAAUAUAAAACCCAAAUGAUUUCUAUAUAGUAAAUUGAACUGUAAAGGUAACUUGUGUGUGGUUCUGAAUACACAGAUAAAAUGUUUUUAUUCCUCCUCAUGUUUUACUUUGAUGGCUUCUGUCACAAAUAGAGGUGAGAUUUUACAUUUCAGCUUU
This is a messenger RNA of Urocitellus parryii (Arctic ground squirrel), 5344 nucleotides long. Lineage: Eukaryota; Metazoa; Chordata; Mammalia; Rodentia; Sciuridae. The record is from RefSeq and is a predicted model, not a curated record.